Messenger RNA from Cryptomeria japonica (Japanese cedar), 2966 nucleotides. RefSeq lists its product as uncharacterized. Bases 207 to 2321 code for a protein of 704 amino acids. The transcript has 11 exons. Gene Ontology annotation, molecular function: ATP binding; ligase activity, forming carbon-nitrogen bonds. The record is from RefSeq and is a predicted model, not a curated record. NCBI's taxonomy places the organism in Eukaryota, Viridiplantae, Streptophyta, Pinopsida, Cupressales, Cupressaceae. Gene Ontology annotation, biological process: tRNA processing.
ACCAGGCGCAGGGAGAUAAAAACUUAAGAAUGAGCUUUCUGAGUGGCCAAGCACCGUAAUGUAAUCCUCUUUUAAACACUAAAACCAUUUUCCUUUCUCCCUUCCAAGGCGUAGGUAAAACAAUUUCCUGAUACCAGUAUUCGCUCUGCCAUUCUCCUCGCCUUUUAAGUUUGGCUUGUAUGAACUGAUCCCACUUCCAGUUUACAAUGUAUUCAUUAAAUAUAUGCCAAGCUAGAACCGGAAAAAUCAUUCUAACAAAUAUUUCUCGCCAAAACAAUAUGAAAUAUUGCUGCUAUAAGGUCAAGCAAGGAAUUUCUUGUAGCGCAGACAUGGUCGCUUCUGUAUCGCUUCAAAAAUAUUAUGAAGCUUUUGCGAAAAGAAUGAAAAUGGCUGGCAUUAAACCUCAUCACAGAAUCGCGAUUGGAGUAUCAGGUGGUGCAGACAGCAUGGCAUUGUGUAUACUUGCUUCUCAAUGGAAGUGUACUGAACUCGGUGAAAAUGCGAUGACUGGUGCUUAUGUGAUUGGACUUGAGGGCUUUAUAGUUGACCACGGCCUUCGUUCUGAGAGUAGUAAAGAAGCUACUUGUGUUCAAAACUGGGUUUCAAAGAUCGGCAUUCGUUGUGACAUUUCAAAAUGCGAAUGGCCCAAUGGCCCUCCAAAGCAAGGACAUUUGGAGGAAGCUGCUCGUAAUGCUAGGUAUAAGAUCCUGAAGGACAAAUGCAUGCAAUAUCGGAUAGGUGUGCUACUUGUUGCUCACCAUGCUGAUGACCAGGCUGAGUUGUUUGUGCUGAGACUUUCGCGUCAUAGUGGUGUGGCUGGUCUUGCUGGCAUGGCUUUUGUAUCUCAGUUGUUUGCAGAUACUUCCUCUGCCUACAGUUGUACAUGUGAUGAUUAUAGUGUUCUUCUUGUCAGGCCAUUGUUAUAUUUCAUCAAGGAUGAUCUCUACAAAAUAUGUAAAGAUUCUGGUCAACAAUGGGUUGAGGAUCCUUCAAAUCGUGACUUGGCAUUCGCUCGUAAUAGAAUUCGUAGCUUACUGAAUAACUUCCAGUCAUGCAAAUUCAGAAGUGAAGUACAAACACUUAUUGCUGGAUGCCGAAGAGUACGAGAAGUUUUAAAUAGGACUUGUGAUAAUUUGGUGAAGGAAGUAUUGUCUCUUGAUGCUGAAUAUGGUUACGCUGUAGUGGAUGUUCAUAAACUCUCUGCAAGAAAUGUCGGUGAUUUACGGCUUUCACGGUUUUUGGUCUUGGUAUUGCAGUUCAUUUCUCAAAAGCAAAAGCCUGUCAGAGGAAGAGCUAUUGAAUUGCUUAUCAACUACAUUCGCAAUUAUCCAUGCAAGAGUUCACUGACCAUAGGUGGUUGCAUAAUAUGUCCUGCUGCCGGUUCUAAAGGCUUAAAAGUCUUGAUUUGCUUUUGUGAUUCUCCUCGGGCAACAUCAUCUCAAAAUCAUAUUUUGCAGAAGUUAUACAAGGAAGAUUUUCAAUCUGUUAUAGAUGAAGUUAAAGAUAUAAUUUGUUUCUCCCAAGAAUUCUCAAGUAGUCUAGACGAGGUUGAAUCAGAUGUGUCAUUUUUGCAUGUGGAAAGAACAGAGGCUGUUUUGGAUGAAGCUAAGAAAUUGCAACUUAUUUCUGGCUCAACAUUAUCCACACUUCUUUCCCUAAGAGAUGAGAUGUUGAAAGAUUUUGGCAUUAAGCUUGAAGAUGGCAAUUUUGGAGAAACUGUAUCAAGAAAUCAAACUAUUGAUAGAUCAGUAUUUGAAAAGGUGUCAAUCCCAUUUGAACAGUCAUACUAUUUUAUGAACAGGUUUGUCAUCUCUUGUGAAAAAGCAAAAUAUAAUCAGUAUCAAAAUAUAAAACAUCUUGAUGCAGCGUAUGGUGGCGUAUUGGGUCAGAUGAAUAUCAAUGCAGAUAAAAAGUGCUCUGCUUGUAUUAUUGGUGAUGAUGGGACUGCUUGGAUCCGUUACAUGAAAGAAGCAGAUUGGAGUUACCUCUCUCACCUAGUAGAGUCUCAGCUACAAAAGAAACACUUUUUUUCCUCAAAGAUUGAUCAAGAGAGAAUGACAUUAGGAGUGCAUGCUACAGGACAGGAAAGACAAAAUACAAACAUUUGUUCAGAUUAUGUAAUAAAGAAGGCGAGAGAAGCUCUUGUAAGAUUAAAGACUCUCCCAAUACCAGCAAGAAGAGGCUUACCUGUACUUGUGAAUAGGCAAGGUACUCUACUUGGGAUUCCGAGUGUUCACUUCACCUCCUGCCCAUGCAUAUCUAUGUCAGCUACCUUCAAGCCCAGGGUUCCCCUUGGAGGUGGGUACAGUUCCUGGAUUUAGAACUAUCAGUAUGGUUAAAGGCUAUCUUCUGUUGAUCAGAGUUCAAGGACUUCAGAUCUACAUCUGCUUCUUGAUAGAGGAUGAUCCUGUAUUUUAGGUAAAAUGCUUGUCACAGAGAGUGCACUUCAUUUCAAACUUUGAUAUCUUAUAUUCCUGGACGGUUCAGUGCAUGUAACAUUAAAAAUAUGAUUUUUCUAUUAUUAUUUUCAAUCUCAUCUUUAGUUCAAUUGAUUUAUCUAGAAAUGUAAUUUUAGAGAGAGAGAGAGAGAGAGAGCUUAUUGAAGCUGCAUAAAAUCUGGAAAGCAGGGUGUAGACAUCGAGUCAAGUUGCAUUAUGAGUAAUUAAUAACAAGGACAAUCUGGUAUAUAGGCUAAAAACUGGUUGGUAUUGACUGCAUAUAUAAUGGUUUGUUGGAAGCUUUGAAUUGCUACCGUUGGGCAUGAUUUUGUUCUUUUCUUAUCUGAAUUAUAUGGUUUUCUCAGACACUAUUAACAGAGUUGCUUUAGUAUGGAGUUUAGUAAGGACAGUUAAAAUGCACCAAUAAGUAAAGCACAUUCAGGCUGAGCAUCCUCCAUAGUGUGCUUUGACUAGUGAACAUUUCUGAAGACAGGCGGUGACCAUUUUUAAAAUAUGGUGUUUUUAUAU